Molecule: messenger RNA, 417 nt
Organism: Cylicocyclus nassatus
Lineage: Eukaryota; Metazoa; Nematoda; Chromadorea; Rhabditida; Strongylidae
Source: the annotation of a GenBank genome assembly
AUGCUCAGCAAGCGGGAUGAGCGCCGAAUUUGCAAAGAGGCUUCCAGUAAUACCAAGAGCGUUAACGACGUCAAGAAGGAACUGCAUCUUCACGCAUCCAAAACCACAAUUCUCCGAUGCCUUUGGUGGAGUGACAACCUCGUGCAUGCGAAAACGAGCGUUGCGCCUCGACUUCUUCCUCGUCACGAGGAUGCUAGACUAAAAUUUGCUCGUGAAAACAUGGCGCUUGAUUGGAAAAAGGUGAUCUUUUCGGACAAGAAGAAGUUUAACUUGGACGGUCCUGACAGCUUCAACGGUUACUGGAGAGACUUGCGCAAAGAGCCACUUCUUUUUUCAAGACGAAACUCUGAUGGCGGAAGCGUCAUGGCGUGGGCGGGGAUGUCCUUUGUUGGUUCUCUUGAACUUCGAUUCAUCUAA